Oncorhynchus mykiss (rainbow trout) is the source of this 3675-nucleotide messenger RNA. The record is from RefSeq and is a predicted model, not a curated record. NCBI's taxonomy places the organism in Eukaryota, Metazoa, Chordata, Actinopteri, Salmoniformes, Salmonidae.
AUUUGAAAUAUCGUGUUUGGUCAUCGAUUCUUUGUUACUUAAAUGUAGACUGGAUACGUCAAACCCUCUGAUGCAAGUAGGCUAUGCGCAUAGUGUUCAGAACUCCGGCUUUGGGAACAUUGUUGCCACUGUAGUUGCAUGAAAUAGGCUUUUUGUCGAUGGGUGUCCUUGGGAACACUCAUCUGGUGCUCGAAUCUGUAGAGUUGGCUUAACAUUCUUCACACGCGUGUGCCCUCUACUCGGUGUGUCUAUUUAACACCGGUCAUUCGACUUUCGAAAGGAAUCAAAACGGUCAUAGUAGGGUUGUCAGAGUCGAGGAUCUCACGCGCAAGCACCCCUCCCCCACGAUAGCCGAGUUGUUUUCAUUCAUAAGGUUUCCCCCCUUAUUUCGAUUCAUCUCUAUCACAUGGGCGGUUGCUUGGUCAAUUUAACCCGAUGGCAUAGAAAUGUUUGAAGUAUGAUAUGGCUAAAAACGGCGUAUUUAUGUCCCUUUAAAAUAUAUAUAUACAUAUAUAAUAAUUAUACCACCCAUCCAAAUAAUGGCUAAACCUAGUUAUUGUGCUUCGUGCGAGCUACUGUGGAUUUUCAUGAAGCAGUGUCAACAAAUUAGAGCCUUGAUCAUAAGCAAGCUGUCUUCACGUAGAGAAUUCCUGUCUGUACAUUUUAUCGCUUUUUUUUAACUCGCUUGCGUCAUUCUGAUUACACCUUGCCAAUAUGUGUUUACCGAUCAGUCCCAUUUGCACUCCGGUUUCGACGGAUACGCGUUUAUAGCUAGGCCUGAUACCUCGGCUAAUUCCAGAAGCUGUUGGUAUCCAAUAGGCCUACGAGUAACGGUAUUAGGUUUUAAUUCGAUUGUAAAAAUGUGCUUUUGAAGUUAUUGAGAAGAACAAUAACUUAAACAUUUGCUUGAAAUUACAUGGACAUAAAGUCGACACUGACGUUGUGGCAUUUUGUCGCGACCCUAGUAUUUUUUAUAUAUAUUUUUACCCUAUUGUCUAAACAUUUCCUUCAAACCGUCUUCCGUUUAGUAAUAGAAUAAUAAGUGAGGCGGCUCAUUUUGUCCUCUUGAAUCGUGGCCUCGUUCCGUCGCCGUGGCGCUUUAUAAUGUUAACUAGUCAUACAUAUGUAAAUUAGACCGGGAAGUAUUUGUACUGAAGUUUGGAUGUGUGCUUAUUGAGGAAGCUACAAAACGAGUUAAUAGUAUACUUUUCCACGGCUUGCUUCGCCCAGAGCAUUAAAAUGUGCCAUUGUAAAGGGGAUGUUGAUCAAAUAAAAUUUUUGGGCUAAGUGAACAUGCUCUUAACAUUGUUGAAGGUUUUCUGAUGCAUGCCAAGUCCACGGUGAAUGUCGGAAGUGGUGAUCACCCCAGAUGGCGCUCCAAAGUCAACAUGGCCCUGGCGGUUCAUUAGUGGUGAUCCAGCAGCCUUCCCUGGAGGGCCGGCAGAGGUCGGAUUACGAGCGGGAGCUCCAUCAUGCCGCCAUCCUCUCCCUGGACCAAAUCAAGGCCAUUCGCUCCAGCAACGAGUACACAGAGGGGCCGUCGGUGGUCCGGAGGCCCCCUGCGCCCCGCAUGGCACCCAGGCCCGACAAGCAGCAGGAGAGGACUCACGAGGUGAUCCUCGUCAAUGUGAACAACAACUAUGAGCACCGGCCGGUAGGGCAUGGCCACCACAGUGGGGUGGUGGUAGUAGCCGGAGGCCAGCAGUGUAGCACCAGGGCCCCGGGCCUUAAUCGCUCCACCAGUACAGGCAGCGCGGCCAGCUCCGGGAGCAACAGCAGUGCAUCCUCUGAGCAGGGACUCCUGGCCCGCUCGCCUCCCUCUAGACCGGGGAUGGUGGCCCUCCACCAGCACCACCACAGAGCCGAGAGGACUCAGCCUGUUCGGGCUCAGCCCAAGGCGCUGCUAGCCCCCCAGCAUGGCUCUCACCCGCCGCCGCCACUGGAGGCACCGCUCAAGCCCUCAGGGAAAGGGGACGUGGCGUCUGGCCACCAGUUCAUCUGCGAGCGCUGCGGGAAGUGCAAGUGCGGGGACUGCACAACCCCAAGGACCCUGCCCUCUUGCCUGGCCUGCAACGGCCAGUGCCUGUGCUCGGCGGAGAGCGCCCUGGAGCAUGGCACGUGCAUGUGCCUGGUCAAGGGCAUCUUCUACCACUGUUCCAAUGACGACGAGGGAGACUCGUGCGCCGACCACCCCUGCUCGCUGUCGCGCUCCCACUGCUGCUCACGCUUCCUCUGCAUGGGAUUACUGUCGGUACUGUUCCCCUGUUUGCUGUGCUACCCGCCCGUCAAGGGGUGCCUGAAGGCGUGCCAGGGCUGCUACGACCAAGUCAACAGGCCCGGCUGCCGCUGCAAGAACUCCAACACUGUCUAUUGCAAAAUGGAGAGCUGGUCCCCGCAGGCCCUGGAAAAGCCUUCCUGAUCCCGUGUGUGUAGGAAGAGGGGCAGUCGAUCCCCGUGCGGUUCUGACGAUGAUAAUAAUAUUCACUAUUGAUGUUAAUCAAACAUUUGAAGCACCUCCCAUCUGCCUCCCUUUCUCCAACAGGGAAUCCUGCUAGGAGUAAAGCACGGAAUAUGAAAACCACUCAAUUAUUUUUUAUAUUUCCUUCCUUUUUUUUCUGACAGGGCCAUGUUGUUACAGACCAGUGUUUUGUCUGAACUGUUUCUGUCUCUCUUCAGCUACUCAUUAAGAAUAUUCUGUUAGCUAGGCAGUUUCCCUGGUGCUUUAAGCUUCAAGUGAGAGCAGCCUCUUACCAAAUCUGUGAAGGACUAUCUAGCCAGGCAAUAUGUAGCUGUUACCACGUGUUCAUAGCUAACGAGGAUUGUGUGAAUUCCCAGUUGCUACCACACUAAGACCAUGGUUAUCUGGGUUUCUGUGCUCGAGUUGCAUUAUGGAAAGCACAUGCAUCUCAUAGUAUUCUGUUGGAUAUGUUUGUCUCUUCCCCCUCUCAUCAUUCACACACAUUCUGUGGCAUUCUUCCCUGUUUUUUUUUUUGUUUUCAUUUUGUAAACUGUAUGCUCAAACCCAUAGGAGUAAAUUCUGGCUAUUUUUUUAAAAAGAAAAUGUCUGUUAAAACAUUUUUUUUUUUUUUUUUGUAAAAAAUAUUUAUUAUGUGAAGCUCUAUUUUAUGAUAUUUAUUGCAAAAGACAGUCUUAAAUGUACUCAUGUCUGAAUAUAACAAAAUAUCAAUACUUACUGAAAAAUUAAAGGGUGGCACAAAAGAAAAAGCUAUGUUAACUUUAAUGCAGAAAAUAUAUUAAUAAUGAAGAAAAAAAAUGUUGUCUUGAUUAUCCUCAUUACAUUGACCCUUGGGAGUGAUUUGUGCUGGUUUGAAUGCUUUCAGGGUAUUGAUGUUUCAUAAGCAGUGAAUGGGUCCAAGUCUGGUUCUUGCAUACACCAUAGAGUACAUUUCUGAAACUGAGAACAAACUUUGGUUGAUGAUUUACUUCAAGCAAGUUUUCUUUGCAAAACAUGGAAUGCUUUGGUCAACAGCAAGUUGAUAUUUACUCAUUUGGAAUUCUGGUAAAAAAAAACUUUUUUAAAAAACUUAGUGAGCCAUACGUAUGUCAGCAAUGAAGUGUUCAAGGUAUAGAACUUUCAAAAUAUAGAAAGUGCAAAACACAUCAUUCUUUCUGUAUCUUAAUGUUCUAUAUCAACUUGAUUGUUGACAUGCAAAA